This is a messenger RNA of Meriones unguiculatus (Mongolian gerbil), 1861 nucleotides long. RefSeq names its product MYC proto-oncogene, bHLH transcription factor (gene Myc). NCBI's taxonomy places the organism in Eukaryota, Metazoa, Chordata, Mammalia, Rodentia, Muridae. The record is from RefSeq and is a predicted model, not a curated record. The transcript has 3 exons. Gene Ontology annotation, biological process: positive regulation of cell population proliferation; regulation of transcription by RNA polymerase II. Bases 40 to 1359 code for a protein of 439 amino acids. Gene Ontology annotation, molecular function: RNA polymerase II cis-regulatory region sequence-specific DNA binding; DNA-binding transcription factor activity, RNA polymerase II-specific; protein dimerization activity.
UUCCUUAGGGCGGUGGAAAACCCGCAGACAGCCACGACGAUGCCCCUCAACGUGAGCUUCGCCAACAGGAACUAUGACCUCGACUACGACUCUGUGCAGCCCUAUUUCAUCUGCGACGAAGAAGAGAAUUUCUAUCACCAGCAGCAGCAAAGCGAGCUGCAGCCGCCUGCGCCCAGUGAGGAUAUCUGGAAGAAAUUCGAGCUGCUGCCCACCCCGCCUCUGUCCCCCAGCCGCCGCUCCGGGCUCUGUUCUCCAUCCUACGUUACGGUCGCUGCGUCCUUCUCCCCAAAGGAGGAUGACGACGGUGGCGGCGGCAACUUCUCCACCGCCGAUCAGCUGGAGAUGGUGACGGAGCUACUUGGAGGAGACAUGGUGAACCAGAGUUUCAUCUGCGAUCCUGACGACGAGACCUUCAUCAAGAACAUCAUCAUCCAGGACUGUAUGUGGAGCGGCUUCUCCGCCGCUGCCAAGCUGGUCUCGGAGAAGCUGGCUUCCUACCAGGCUGCGCGCAAAGAUAGCGCCAGCCCGAGCCCCGCCCGCGGGCACAGCGUCUGCUCCACCUCCAGCCUGUACCUGCAGGACCUCACCGCUGCCGCGUCUGAGUGCAUCGACCCCUCGGUGGUCUUCCCCUACCCGCUCAACGACAGCAGCUCGUCUAAGUCCUGUACCUCGUCCGAUUCCACGGCCUUCUCUCCUUCCUCCGACUCUCUGCUGUCCUCGGAGUCCUCCCCACGGGCCAGCCCUGAGCCCCUAGUGCUGCAUGAGGAGACACCGCCCACCACCAGCAGCGACUCCGAAGAAGAACAAGAGGAUGAGGAGGAAAUCGAUGUGGUGUCUGUGGAAAAGAGGCAGCCCCCUGCCAGGAGGUCCGAGUCAGGGUCAUCCCCAUCGGGAGGCCACAGCAAACCUCCCCACAGCCCACUGGUCCUCAAGAGGUGCCAUGUCUCCAUUCAUCAGCACAAUUACGCAGCACCGCCCUCCACGAGGAAGGACUAUCCAGCUGCCAAGAGGGCCAAGUUGGACAGUGGCAGGGUCCUGAAACAGAUCAGCAACAACCGCAAAUGUACCAGCCCCAGGUCCUCAGACACAGAGGAAAACGACAAGAGGCGGACACACAACGUCUUGGAACGUCAGAGGAGAAACGAGCUGAAGCGCAGCUUUUUUGCCCUGCGUGACCAGAUCCCUGAGUUGGAAAACAAUGAAAAGGCCCCUAAGGUAGUUAUCCUCAAAAAAGCCACCGCCUACAUCCUGUCCAUCCAAGCGGAAGAGCACAAGCUCACCUCAGAAAAGGACAUACUGAGGAAGCGGCGAGAACAGUUGAAACACAAACUCGAACAGCUUCGAAAUUCUGGUGCAUGAACUGGCCUAUGGCGAGGAGGAGCUGGAAUCUCUCGUGAAUGCUCACUCCUUACUCAGGGAAGAGUAAGGAGAACGGUUCCUUCUGAGAGAACUGAUGCGCUGGACUUCAAAUGCAUGCUCAAAGCCUAACCUCACAACCUUGGCUGGGGGCUUUGGGACUCUAAGCUUCAGCCAUAAUGUUAACUGCCUCAAACUUUAGGCAUAAAAGAACUUUUUUUUAUGCUUCCCAUCUUUUUUCUUUUCCUUUAACAGAUUUGUAUUUAAUUGUUUUUAAGAAAAAAGAAAUCUUAAAGUUUACCCAGUUUUCCAAUGUAAAUAGAACCCUUAAAUGUAAAUAACUUUAAUAAAACGUUUAUAACAGUUAUACAAGAUUUUAAGACAUGUAUUAUAAACCAUAAUUUUUUUUAUUUAAAUACAUUUUCAUUUUUAAAGUUGAUUUUUUUCUAUUGUUUUUAGAAAAAAAUAAAAUAAUUGGAAAAAAUAUAAUUGAGCUAACUCUUAA